GUGUGGGGACUGCGGUGGGUCCGGGUGCUGCGGCAGCCGCAGCGCCAGCCGCGGCUCGGGCUCCGGCUCCCGGGCAUUUAAAGGGGACGCGGCGGCUGCCCGGGGGGGAUGGGGGGCAGGUGGAGGGGGCGGCCCAGACGCGCAUCAUCCACGGCCCCUCGGGACUGGAGGGACUCGUGAGCCGGAGCCCAGAAAUCCGGGGGUGGAUAAGACACCGCGUCCCCUCCAAUUCCCCCAUCUGGAGAAGCUCCUAGACCCUGUCCCCCUUUUCUCUGAGGGACUCUUUGGUGACCACAAAAGGAUUUGGUCACUUAGGACAAAGCUGCCAGAGAACUUGUGUGGUUGUCAGGAGCUCUGGACGACGGCUGGAGACCGACAGAGUCCCUACAGGUGGUACCCAGGGUGAUGCACUGACAAUGAGCGGGUGUUUUCCAGUUGCUGGCCUCCGAUGCCUGUCUAGGGUAUGUCGUGGCCUGGCGCGGGAAGCUCCUACCUCCCCAAGCCCCACUGCUUCUGCUGCCCGCUGCCUUCGGACUCUGGCAGAAACCCCACCCGCUGACGUGUUCCUCCCAGGGAAUUGGUCUUGGAUGUGCCAGCGCCUCUGGCCAUGGCCCGCUAACCAGCCUCUCCCCGGCCGGCCCGCGCCGCGCCCCCUCUCGCUUGCUCCCUCCUCCUCCUCCUGCUCCUCCCCCCCCUGCUCCCAGGACGGCGGGAUGGCCGCGCAAGGCGCGCCGCGCUUCCUCCUGACCUUUGACUUCGACGAGACGAUCGUGGACGAAAACAGCGACGACUCGAUCGUGCGCGCCGCGCCGGGCCAGCGGCUGCCCGAGAGCCUGCGGGCCACCUACCGCGAGGGCUUCUACAACGAGUACAUGCAGCGCGUCUUCCAGUACCUGGGCGAGCAGGGUGUGCGGCCGCGGGACCUGCGCGCCAUUUACGAGGCCAUCCCCCUGUCGCCCGGCAUGAGCGACCUGCUGCAGUUCGUGGCCAAGCAGGGCUCCUGCUUCGAGGUGAUCCUCAUCUCGGAUGCCAACACCUUCGGCGUGGAGAGCGCGCUGCGCGCCGCGGGCCACCACAGCCUGUUCCGCCGCAUCCUCAGCAACCCGUCGGGGCCCGACGCGCGGGGGCUGCUGGCGCUGCGGCCCUUCCACACGCACAGCUGCGCGCGCUGCCCCGCCAACAUGUGCAAGCACAAGGUGCUCAGCGACUACCUGCGCGAGCGGGCCCACGACGGCGUGCACUUCGAGCGCCUUUUCUACGUGGGCGACGGCGCCAACGACUUCUGCCCCAUGGGGCUGCUGGCGGGCGGCGACGUGGCCUUCCCGCGCCGCGGCUAUCCCAUGCACCGCCUUAUCCAGGAGGCGCAGAAGGCCGAGCCCAGCUCCUUCCGCGCCAGCGUGGUGCCCUGGGAAACGGCCACCGACGUGCGCCUCCAUCUGCAACAGGGAACUCCCGACCCCGAAAGCCUCCGGGUCGCGCCGGAAUCCCAGCGGAGAGAGAUGAGGCUCUCCACCGACAGCCUCAGGCCUAGGUCUUGCUUCACCUACCGCGUCUCCACACUACACCCUUUUUCUUCUUGCCUCCCUUCCCGCGCCCCACCCCACCGCCCACCCCCAUCAGCAUCCCCAAAGUGGGGCGGGGGGGUGGGAAGCCGGAGGGAACAGUCGCCUCCUGGCGGUGGAACGAGGUAGCACACUGUCCGGCUGGGGUCCAUCCAGCCUGGGACCUCGCAGCGCGCGACGGUGUCUCCUCUCACCCCAGCCUCGUCUAUGGAGCAAGAGACCAGGGACUUUACCAAAGUCGCCCCGCGGGCUGGGCUCUCUGCGCCCCCCUCCUCCAGUAUGGAACAGAAAGCCAUGAUGUUUUAAAGCAGAGCCAGCGAAAGCCAAGCCCCUCCUCCCUCUUUGGUGUUUUAGAGCUAUAAAGGAGGUGAAGGGGGGAA
Messenger RNA from Callorhinus ursinus (northern fur seal), 1942 nucleotides. It is a transcript of the gene PHOSPHO1, whose product is annotated as phosphoethanolamine/phosphocholine phosphatase 1. Gene Ontology annotation, biological process: bone mineralization involved in bone maturation. The record is from RefSeq and is a predicted model, not a curated record. Lineage: Eukaryota; Metazoa; Chordata; Mammalia; Carnivora; Otariidae. Gene Ontology annotation, molecular function: phosphatase activity.